CUCUCUCUCUCUCUCUCUCUCUCGAGAAGCUUGCUUGAGUUUAACAGUGCUGUAUCUCAUUCAAAUCUUCAAAUUGUGGAACAUGUGUGCGGAGAAAAAAAAAGGGCAGAUGCAGAGGAUUAACUUUGCUGUAUAAGACAUUAUAAUUGUCGCCCAGCAUCCUUGAGCAAACAUUAGAACAUAUACGGUUUUUAGAAGUAUGGAUCGUCAAAGAAAAAUACAGCAGCUGUCGUCCAGUAAGAGUGAUCGUAAGAAGAUUAAGGAUCGAAAGAAGAAUCUAAUCAAGAAAGCCGAGGAGCUUUCAAUACUCUGUGGCGUAGAUGUAUGUUUGAUCCUCGACCAAUGUCAAAGCACUGUAGUAGAGACUUGGCCUCAAGAUCCUGAAGAAGUAAACCGCAUUAUCACUACGUACAAGGCAAACCCAGCAAUCAGAGAUGCUAGUAUUCCUUCAUCAGAGCCAAAGGGUUUGGAAGAAACUAAGGCUGGAAAGUCCCAUGGUGGUUGUCAGAAUGUUGUUGAUCCUGACAAGGAGAGGGGUACAAAGGCUGGAAAGUCCCAUGGUGGUUAUAAGAAUGUUGUUGAUUCUGACAAGGAGAGGGAGAAGUUGUACCCGACAUGGGAUGAUCGACUAGAUUACUAUUCUGAGGAAGAAUUGAUUAGACUGUUGGCUUCCUUGGAUGCAAGGCUACAAGCUUCAGCAAAUAGGAUUGAUAAUGAGCAGUAGCGGUUUUGUGACCCCGAAUAACAAAAAUAGAAAAAUUGGUGCACUGGAUCAUCAAUCAUCACAUGGUGAAUGUGAGCUUGAACUUGUUCCUUUUCGGUGAUAUUAAUGAUCGUGAUGAUAAACAGUACAUAGUAUUCGAGCCAUGUAAUUCAGGAGCUCUCCUAUGAAGCUGACUUGAUUCCAG
This is a messenger RNA of Fragaria vesca subsp. vesca, 908 nucleotides long. RefSeq lists its product as uncharacterized. The record is from RefSeq and is a predicted model, not a curated record. The transcript is spliced from 3 exons. The coding region runs from base 200 to 724 and encodes 174 amino acids. Gene Ontology annotation, molecular function: protein dimerization activity; DNA binding. Lineage: Eukaryota; Viridiplantae; Streptophyta; Magnoliopsida; Rosales; Rosaceae.